UGACGUCGACAUCGUCCUAUCAUACUUGAAUGUGCUUGUCACGUGAGUGUUGCCGUAGUGACAUGUUUACGUAUGCCGCCAUGGAUACGGACUAAAUGCUAACAUGUUUUGUUGGACUAAAUGCUGCUGCAAACGCGAAAUGAGCAGUCAUGAAGUGUGUUUGCUUCUCGGAGCGACUGGUGUUGGGAAAACGCUAUUGUUGAAACGUCUACAAAAUAUCCUCUGUGUCCAGUAUGUUCACAGCUCAGUUUACAUCGAGAAUUGGAUGAGAUUCCUGUUACUCUGCCUACAGUGGGAACCAACCUGAUAGACUUGACCCUAAAGAGGAGGAAAGUGACCCUGAGGGAACUAGGAGGCUGCAUGGGCCCCAUAUGGCCCAGUUACUUCAACGAUUGCUGCUCUGUGAUUUUCAUGGUGGAUUCAGCCAACGUCACCCAGAUAGCUUCCUCUUGCAUCCAGCUGCUGUCAGUACUCUCUGCUGAGCCUCUACACGGAGUGUCGGUGCUUAUUCUCUUCAACAAGAGGGACAUUCCUUGCACGAUGAGUCUCAUAGAGAUCCAGUCCCUAUUUCGAAUGGAUGACAUCAUAGCAUCUGCUUCUCAACCCAUCACGAUAUUGGAACUCAGUGCCAGCACAGGGGAUGGACUGCAGGAGGUGUUAAAUUGGUUAGAGUCCAUAACAAUCAGGUGAUAACUUUUUUCCCCUGGUUGAAUGAAGUCCUCCUCAGAACCAAGGACUGUUUUCACCCCAAGUGACUUUUCAUUGCAGGGAUUUAAAGCAGUGGUGGGUUAAUGGUCGGAAGUGAAAUAUGAGUGGUGUAACACAUAUUGGGGAAAUCAAUGAGGGGAAAACUCCUGAGAAAGUAAAGCCAGGCAGGUCAGAACCAAAGAGUGUAUUUUCAACACUAGACUAUAUUCCAUCUGAAUCAUAUUCUUUUUUUCCCCUUAUUGAUAUGGCUUGUAUUUGGUGGGGUGGCAGAUAUAAAAAUUCAAAUACACUUGAGUGUGUGAGUGCAUCAAGUGUUAGGUUGCUUCCACUACUGAAAUAUGGAACUCAAGACAUUCCAGACUGGCCUCAACCUGCAACAGACCAAAACCAGAAGAGGUUGCUUUGUUCCUGCAUCAAAGUUUGAGUGACAAAUGUCACAGGAGCUGAAAUAAAACAAAUCUACUGGGCAAGCAUGACUGCAGGUUUUUAUUAUUAUUAUUACUUAAAUCACAUGGGUAUGAGAGUGGGCAGAAGUGAUGGCAAAUUGGUUAAGUGCACUUGUUGACAGUGUGGAAGGCUUAUUUUCCGUGUAAUAUGGAGUCACGUCAGGAAGGGCAUCCAGUGCAAAACGUGUGCCAAAUCAACAUGCAGAUUCAUCUUGCUGACCCCGAAUGAAAAGAGAGAAGCCAAAGGGCUUUACUUACACAGGUUUGAAAGAAGGCCAGUAUUGAUCCAGUUUUACAGACUGUUGUUCCAUUUGCAACUGGAAGCAGAGGACCACUGACUGUUUAGUGGUAAAUUUAAGUCCAUAUAAACUUGGACGUUGACAGUUUUUGCGAAUUUAACUACUGUAACACCAUAUUAGAAAUGAAAGCAAACUAUGACCAGACAUAGUGUCCACUGUCUGUUUAAUUUGAGAGUAGUUGCGGUCUCCCAUUUUUAAAAGUACCAACAGUAAGGGGACACGUGGCUGCUGAGCUAUUUUACUGCCAGAUAUGUCAGUAUUUCAGUCACAAUUCAGCAGAUAAAAAUAUUUGAGUUGAACUCAGGUGUUACAUAUCUCUUUGGGUUAUUUUAAAUGAAUAAUUUUGAUACAUUGAUGUCACCAAAUUGCACCUUGUGGGCCACAUCCAGCCUACAGUGACACCCACCCCCCACUCCCACCCAAUGCAAUCAUCUUUGAAUGUCUUUAAGAUAUGAUGAAACAUCCAGCUAAGCAAGGAUUAGUCUGUGUGCAAGAACACAAGUGCUUGUAUCUUUAGUUUAAUUAAAGAAUAAAUGUUAUUUAUGGUGCAGCACAGACAUCAUCUAUUGUCACCAGCUCAUCGGGACAGUGUCCUGACAGCUCCUUUCAGUGUUAAGAUGAAUUACCAGCAGGGGUUACAGUACCUAUCAAAGUGAUGAAAGUAGCGGGUGUUCUGAUCACUGGAAAUCAGAUUAGAAUUGCCAUUAACUGUUAUUUUCAUUAUCAGUUAAUAUUUCAGUAAUUUUGUGAUUAAUGUCUUUGAAACAUUAGAAAACAGUGCAAAAAAUAUAUAUUCCAGUCACUUUCCCGCAGUCCAAGCUAUGUUCAACUGUUGUUUCGUCCUCUCAACAGUCCAAAGCACAAACAUAAUCAGUUGAUAAAUAUAUCAAACAAAAGCAGCAAAACAUCAGAAUAUUUGACAUUUUUCUUUUAUAAGUGAUUGAAGUUAUUAUUAAAAUAGCUGACGUAUAUAUUUUUCCUGUCAGUUCAUUAAUCAAAUAAUCAUUUCUGUUUGAUAGCAAACACACUGAUAUCAAUAAGAAUGAGAAAAGAGCAAAAUCAAGUUAAAACAUAAAAAUAAAGGAACAGAACUAUCCUGCGUGUGAAUUUUUGUGUGUGUACACGUGGCCCUGCAAUGGACUGGCGGGCUGUCCAGGGUGUGCCCUCCCUCCCUAAAGACCACUGGGAUCAGCUCCAGCUGCCCCUAGACACUUAAAUGGAAUAAGUGGGUAUAGAAAUGAAUGAACUCUAUCCUUACCUGAGCCAUACAUUUGAUGAAACUGCUUCACAAGCAGUGAACAAAACUCAGUGUACAUUUUAUAAUGUCUUGCUGAUCAUGAAUUCUGAAGCGGUUAUCAUCCUUCCAAACCAUUUAA
Molecule: messenger RNA, 2829 nt
Organism: Thalassophryne amazonica
Lineage: Eukaryota; Metazoa; Chordata; Actinopteri; Batrachoidiformes; Batrachoididae
Gene: arl16
Product: ADP-ribosylation factor-like 16
Exons: 5
Coding region: 361-690 (109 amino acids)
Molecular function (GO): GTPase activity; GTP binding
Source: RefSeq, a predicted model, not a curated record